Molecule: messenger RNA, 3321 nt
Organism: Oncorhynchus masou masou (cherry salmon)
Lineage: Eukaryota; Metazoa; Chordata; Actinopteri; Salmoniformes; Salmonidae
Product: zinc finger protein 239-like
Exons: 2
Coding region: 273-1364 (363 amino acids)
Biological process (GO): regulation of transcription by RNA polymerase II
Molecular function (GO): RNA polymerase II cis-regulatory region sequence-specific DNA binding; DNA-binding transcription factor activity, RNA polymerase II-specific
Source: RefSeq, a predicted model, not a curated record
AGUGUGACGUACAAUCUAGAUAACCGGACGCUUCUUCAACAACAACAGCAGCUAGUCAGCCACCACGGUAGCUUGCUAGCCAACAUAGCCGAAGCAUUGGAGAUCUUUAGAUCAUUUCGUUCUAUAUUAGCCACUGUGUUUUAAAAACACUUCUGUCAUCCUAAAGUUAGCUAGUUACCCCCCUUUUAAUUCAUAUUUACGUUGCUAUAGCUAGCUGGGUAGCUAAAACAGCCUAGUCGCUCAGGCUAACUAACUUGCCAACCUCUCUGAGCAUGAGUUUACUAAAAUACUCUCCAUCUGCUAAAGAAGAGGGGGUCUGCUGGACGGAGAAAGAAGCUCUGGGGCUGGACAUUGUCGUAAAAGAGGAGGAUGAAGAGGAUGUUCCAGUGAAAAAAGAAAAUAAAGAAAUUCCUGUGAAGGAAGAGGAAGGAGAGUUCAGAGUGAAAGAGGAGGAGGAUGUUACCGUGAACGAAGAGGAGAAAGAGAAGGAACAGGAUACCGUUUUUGGAGUGAAGGAGGAGGGGGAGAUAACUGUCACAUUGAAAGAGGAGGAUGAGACUGGAGAUCUGAUUAACACCGAAGAGAGACCAGACUCUCACUCUGACAGCGGGGAGAGUCCUUCAGGGGAACCAGAUGCAGAGACGUCCAAACAAGCGAGACGACACCACUGUUCCCAGUGUGGAAAGAGUUUUACUCAGUUAAGGGGCCUGAAAAUGCAUAGGAGAAUACACACAGGAGAUACACCUUACCACUGUAUCCACUGUGGAAAGAGUUUUAGGUGGUUAGGAAGCCUAAAGGACCAUAAGAGAAUACACACGGGAGAGAAGCCUCACCACUGCUCCGAGUGUGGAAAGCGUUUUACCCGAUUACUACACCUGACAUCACAUCAAAGGACACACACAGGAGAAAAGCCUUUCCCAUGUUCCCAGUGUGGAAAGGGUUUUACCCAGUUAGGGAGCCUGAAGGAGCAUGAGAGAAUACACACAGGAGAAAGCCCUUUCCCAUGCUCCCAGUGUGGAAAGAGUUUUACCCGUUUAAGGAGCUUGAGGGGGCAUGAGAGGACACACACAGGAGAAAGGCCUUUCCAAUGUUCCCAGUGUGGAAAGGGUUUUAACCGGAUAGGGAGUCUGAAGGAGCAUGAGAGGACACACACAGGAGAAAAGCCUUUCCAAUGUUCUCAGUGUGGAAAUAGAUUUACCCGGUUAGGGAACCUGAAAGGGCAUGAAAGAAUACAUACAAAACCACAGGAGGAGGAGGAGGAGAAGAAAUACCAUUGCUCUCAUUGUGGAAAGAAAUUUUUCCGAUCAGAGGACCUGAAAACACAUGAGAGGAUAGAGAGGCUGUGUUCUGACUUAAGUUUUUGACUGAGAAUGUGUGUUUUUGUUCAUGCCACAUGAAAUCAAAUUGUAAAUGCAAAAGCUUGCUAAAAAAAAUAGGCCUACAUUUGUUUUUCAUUUUUAACCUCGAGGCAUACAGGAUGGUUCUCAAUAUGCAUACGUUCUCUUGAGUACUUUCUUGUGAGGAUGAAUGUGAAGAAGGCAUAAAACAUUUGAUUUGAGAAGCAAUCGCACUCCCCGUACUGUGUUACAUCACGCUGCAUCUCCCCAUUCACUGAACCUUCUUCCAGCCAGGACAAUGGAAACAAUAGAGACGAAACAAGAUAGACACAAAGCAAAUCUUUAACUUCAUAAUUAUCAGCUAGAUAUAUGUGAAUCGUAAUCUAACUAUCCAUCUAGCUCAUAAACAGGCAAAAAUGAUCUAAAACGAAUGUUAUGCUAUGUUAGAUGUCAAUUCUUCAUGGUUUGCUAGCUAGCCAGUUAGUCCUAUUGACUUACACUGAACCUUGCUUUUUCUAGGCAGGACAAUGUCAAGAGACAAAACAAGAUAUUCACAAAGCAAACGUUUUACUUCAUAACUAUCAGCUUGCUAUAUGUGAAUCGUAGUAAUAUAGCUAACCAGAUAGUAUAACAAGCAAAAAUGACCUAAAACCAAUGUGAUCAAGGUAGAUGUAAAUUCUUUGUGGGUAGCUAGCUAACAAUUCUUUGUGGCUAUCUGGCUAGCUAACAGUAGUAGCUAGCAGGUUAUCUCUAUUGAUUUACUAUGGGCUUAGGACCUACGCACACUACAGAGGGUAAUGUAGGCAGGUAACCAUGCCAAAAUUAACACUGCGUGUAUUUAUUAACGUAGCAAGAUAAAAAAUUGCAGCCAGGCAACAUAUGAGAUGUGAACAUUCAUUCUAAAGUUGGAGUAUAUUUUCUCUUUCUUCAGCUCAAAUAAUGGUCUCCAUUGAGUUCAAGAAAAUUUGAGAAACAUCACGGUGUCUUCAGAAAGUAUUCGCACCCUUUGACCUUUUCCACAUUUUCUUGUUACAAAGUCAGAUUAAAGCGGAUUUAGUUGUCAUUAUUUGUCAACAAUCGACACAAAAUAAUCAGUCAAAGUGGAAGAAAAUGUGUUACUUUUUAUUAAUGGAAAAUAAGACACUACUAUAGGUUGGUAGGCCUCCUUGCUCGCACACGCUUUUUCAGUUCUGCCCACAAGUUUUCUAUAGGAUUGAGGUCAGGGCUUUGUGAUGGCCACUCCAAUACCUUGACUUUGUUGUCCUUAAGCCAUAUUGUCUUGAGAUGUUUCUUCAAUAUAUCCAUAUAAUUGUUCUUCCUCAUGAUGCCAUCUAUUUUGUGAAGUGCACCAGUCCCUCCUGCAGCAAAGCACCCCCACAACAUGAUGCUGCCAGCCCCGUGCUUCAUGGUUGGGAUGGUGAAGGUACCUGAGCCCCAAAACAUUACUUCUCUAGAGGAGAUCUGCAUGGAGGAAUGGGCCAAAAUACCAGCAACAGUGUGUGAAAACCUUGUGAAGACUUACAGUAAACGUUUGACCUCUGUCAUUGCCAACAAAGGGUAUAUAACAAAGUAUUCAGAUAAACUUUUGUUAUUGACCAAAUACUUAUUUUCCACCAUCAUUUGCAAAUUCAUUAAAAAUCCUACAAUGUGAUUUUCUGGAUUUUGUUUCUCAUUUUGUCUGUCAUAGUUGAAGUGUACCUAUGAUGAAAAUUACAGGCCUCUCUCAUCUUUUUAAGUGGGAGAACUUGCACAAUUGGUGGCUGACUAAAUACUUUUUUUGCCCCACUGUAUGUACAAUGGGUUCCCUCUCUGUCUCUUCCACUCUCUUUCCCCACCCCAUUCAUUGUGUAACAAGCCGUCAUAUCGGGUUAGUCCAUUAGGGACUUUUCAUUGCAUUUUGUUAGUUAUCGAUGUAUAAUCUAUCCUGUGUGUGUGUGUGUUUAUGUAAUUCUGUGUGAUGUUAGUAAUUAAAUCAUUAAGCCAA